UUUUUGAAGAAGUAAUAGUCUCUGACAUCACUGAACUGCAUAGUGAGUUUGCAAGUGGUUAGUUUGGGGUAACAGAGGAAGCAACUCCUUUACAGAUAAGCAAGCAGUGCAAUAGAGAGACACAUGCUAUUUCAUAAGGAUACGCCUGAUUUCCUGAAAUAACCAUGUUUUUGUGGCUUAAACUCUUAGCAUUUGGUGUUGCAUUUCUGAGACAGGAUGCUUUUGCCAAAGCAGGAGACAAAAAUCUGGCAACUGCCAGCUUUCCCCCCACUGUGUCACCUCCACCUGCACGCUUCACAUCACUCUCACUUCCAAGCACUGUUGAAGCAGCAAAUGAAAGUCUGGCAAGCACCAGCUCUCCUUCACCUGCACGCUCCACAUCACUCUCACCUCCAGGCACCACUGAAGAUUUCAAGUCAGCAGCAACUACACCUGGUGUCUCUCCUGCAGACAGCACAUACCUCUCCACGCACGCAGGCUCCGUCCCUGCCACGGGACUCGGCAAACCACCACGCAACAGCACUGCUCCCCUCACCACACCCACUCCCACUGCCUUCGAGAAUGCUUCAUCAGAUGAUUACAAUUCAACAUCCUUGCACAGCACCAUCUCACCAAUCAGCACACCAGCAAACACUGGGAUCAUCCCCUCUUACACAAUCGAACCUCCACCAGAAACAACUGUAGCACCUUGUGAUGAUAAAAUUCACAGCAACAUAAGAAGUGUAAAAGAUGAGAUUAACAUGGCUGAAGUUACACUGCAAAAUCUCAGAAAUAACAGAGAAUAUGUUAUUUUGAAGCCUGAUGAGAACUUAAGCGUAUAUUCCAGCAACAGUACAAUAAAACUUGAGAGAUGCAUGCGCUAUGCAGUCAGAACUGAAAAGUGCAAAGACACUUAUCUUAUUAUUCCACCUGAGCGCAUUGAAAAUCCUUUCAAAGUUGAGAAUGUAACAAGCACAUCUGCAAAAAUAUGUUGGGAAAAAUCAUUGGACUGCGCUAAUGUGACUCUUAGCUGCAAACCUUCAUCAGAAUCUACAGAAAUAAAUCAAGUUUGUAAAGAGCUGGACACUUUAUUGCCCAACCACCAUCACAAGUGCACUGGCAGUGUACUUUUCUUUGGUGAAAUGAUUGUCAACCAAAACUUCACUAUAACAACAGAUUAUGAAGCUCCAGGAGCAGCAGAAAACCUUACAACAAAUAGUACUACCACAACUGUAUCAGUCACAUGGAAGGAACCUAGUGAUAUUUCAAAGCGUCCAAUUCAUGGCUACGAGGUGAACUGCAAUGGCAAAAAGAUAAAAUUAGUUGACACAACUAACUGUAUUUGUGAUGGAUUAGAACCUUAUACCAAUGGUUCUGUAUCUGUGACUCCAUAUGUGAACAGCAAAUAUAAUAAUAAAAAAAUUACGGGAAAAAUGGCGAGAUGCAAUUUUACAACAAAAUCAGCAAAACCAGACCCUGUGAGUGAUGUUAAUGCAACAUUGACAGCUGAUAAUGUUGUAGAAAUUAAGUGUAAAAGCCGGGGAGUGUAUGGAGCAAUGACAGUAUUUGAAUUGACUUGGGAAAAUGAUGGAACAACUGACACCAAACUAGAUAAAUGUGAUUUUAUAAAAAAAGAUCUCUUGUACUUGACGAACUAUACAUUUUCGAUCUUAGUGUUUAAUGGAGAACACAAAGGACAACCAGUAAAGAGCAGUAUAAAAACCAGAUACAAUUCUAGAGCCCUAAUUAUAUUCUUGGCAUUCUUGAUCAUUGUGACAUCAAUUGCUUUACUACUGGUUCUGUACAAAAUUUAUGAUCUUCACAAAAAAAAGCUUAGCAGUUCUUCUGAAGGCACAAGCCUUGUUGAAUUUAAAGAUGAUGACAAGCAACUUCUGAACAUAGAGCCAAUACCUGCAGAGCAAUUGCUGGACACGUACAAGAGAAAGAUUGCUGAUGAAGGAAGACUUUUCUUGGAUGAAUUUCAGAGUAUUCCUAGAGUUUUCAGUAAAUUUUCAAUAAAGGAGGCCAAGAAAAGCCAUAAUCAGAACAAAAAUCGUUACAUUGAUAUCCUUCCAUAUGACGAUAACCGUGUUGAACUCUCAGAAAUCCCAGGAGACCCAGGAUCAGACUAUAUCAAUGCAAGCUAUAUUGAUGGCUUCAAAGAACCAAGAAAAUACAUUGCUGCACAAGGCCCCAAGGAUGAAACCAUGGAUGAUUUCUGGAGAAUGAUCUGGGAACAGAAGGCAACAAUUAUUGUCAUGGUGACUCGCUGUGAAGAAGGAAAGAGGAAUAAAUGUGCUCAGUACUGGCCAGCAAUGGAGAAUGGCUCCGCAACAUAUGGGGACAUCAUUGUGAAGAUCAGUGGAAGUAAAACGUGUCCAGACUAUGUCAUUCAGAAACUACACAUCACAAACGGAAGAGAAAGGACGGCUGGAAGAGAUGUCACUCAUAUUCAGUUUACAAGCUGGCCAGACCAUGGAGUCCCUGAGGACCCACAUCUCCUUCUUAAACUCCGACGCAGAGUUAAUGCUCUCAGCAACUUUUUUAGUGGCCCAAUAGUGGUUCAUUGCAGUGCUGGUGUUGGGCGCACUGGGACGUAUAUAGGAAUUGAUGCCAUGCUGGAAGGGCUGGAUGCAGAAGGCAGAGUGGAUGUUUAUGGCUAUGUCGUGAAGCUGCGUCGGCAGCGGUGCCUCAUGGUCCAAGUAGAGUCACAGUACAUCCUUAUUCACCAAGCACUAGUGGAAUACAAUCAGUAUGGAGAAACAGAGAUCAGUCUCUCAGAACUACGUUCCUAUCUUAACAAUUUGAAAAGAAAAGAUUCUCCGAGUGAUCCUUCUUUGCUGGAGGCAGAGUUCCAGAGAUUACCUUCCUAUAAGGGGUGGCGAACACAGAACACUGGGAAUCGUGAGGAAAAUAAAAGCAAAAAUAGGAAUCCAAACAUAAUUCCAUAUGACUUUAAUCGAGUGCCAAUCAGGCAUGAAGAUGAAUGCAGUAAGGAGGGUGAACAUGAUUCUGAUGAUUCCUCCGAUGAGGACAGCGACUGUGAGGAGUCAAGCAGAUACAUCAAUGCUUCCUUCAUAACUGGUUACUGGGGCCCCAAAGCCAUGAUUGCAACACAGGGGCCACUGUUGGAAACUAUCUCUGACUUUUGGCAGAUGGUCUUCCAAAGAAAAGUCAAAGUCGUUGUUAUGCUGACAGAGUUGAAAGAAGGAGAUCAGGAACUCUGUGCACAGUACUGGGGAGAAGGAAAACAAACUUAUGAUGACAUAGAAGUUCAAAUGACUGAUGUCAACUGUUGUUCUAGCUAUACCAUACGUGCAUUUGAUGUUACACAUCUGAAGAUGAAAGAAACACAGAAGGUGUAUCAGUAUCAGUAUCACAACUGGAGUGGCUUCAAUGUUCCAGAAAACCCCAAAGAUUUGGUCAGUAUGAUUGUCAACCUAAAACAAAAAAUCCCGCGAAGAGCAGUGACUGAGGACAACAGGAGUAUCCGCAGCGUCCCGCUCGUCAUCCACUGCCGUGAUGGAUCACAGCAGACUGGUGUAUUUUGUGCUUUAAUGACUCUUCUGGAAAGUGCAGAAAUAGAAGAAGUAGUAGAUAUCUUCCAAGUAGUAAAAGCUCUUCGUCGCACCAGGCUGGGAAUGGUCUCCACCUUUGAACAAUACGAAUUUCUGUAUGACACCAUUGCCAGUACCUACCCUGCACAGAAUGGACAAAUAAAGAAAAACAGACAGCAGGAAGAUAAAGUUGAAUUUUGCAGUGAAGUAGAAAAAACAGAUCAGGAAACUGAUUUGAUCACUAUUGAUCUUACCCCACCAACACCAGAAGAAAAUGAGCCUUCUGAAGUACAUGAUGAUUCUAAGGCUGCAGAUAGCACUAAGGGAACAGAAAGCUCUACAAAUGGCCCCACAACUCCGGUCAUAACUUAGAAGUGAUUCUAAAAAAAAAGUGCUUUUUCAAAUGCAAAAAUUUUUCAACCAAAUAUGGAAUAUAAGAUUUCUUCCUCUUCCCAUCUUUUUUUUGGAAACGUUUACUAUUAUAUCAGUUUUUCAAAGGUACAAAUUUAAAGUAAUACUUGAAACUUGUAGAGAGUGAAGAACUGUGAAAGUUUAUUUUUUUGUGUAGAUUUGCAUUUAAUACUUCUUCAGAAACUUUUUCACUAUUUUUAUACUUUUUCUUUUAAAAACAUGUACAGUGUAAUACUAUGCGGAGCAGUGGGAAGGAAAUCUUUUGACUUCUGUAACAAGGGGAAAAGCAACUCAGAACAACAAGAUUAGUGCGUUUGCAGAACCAGAUCUGUCUUCAAAACUAUUAGCAAGUAAAUUAGCCUAAUUAGUAAGCAUGUAUUCUAGCAUUUCAGGAGGGCUGACUAAGUAUUGCUUUAAUAAUACUCUGCGAAAGUUGUGGGACCUUGCAAACAGUUUUAAGAGCUUAUAAGUAUGUCACAUGGCAAUUCCAAGGAAUUCAGAUUCAUGGAGAAUCUGCAAGUCCUCCUAUAUCAACGUGGAAAAGAAAUCUGUGCAUUUUUCCAACUCGCCUCAAGGUGUCCUUAUUACUCCACGUAUAUUAAUCUGAGAUUUCAACGCUAGAGUCAAAGAGGAGUUCGGAGAUUGGCAUUUGAAUGACUGCAACGAUUCUGAUAGAAAACAUAUUUUGUUUAUUCUUAGAACUUAUAAUACUGCAUGCUUGCAUAUCUGUUUGUUAAGCCUACUGUUAUUUAAAGGGACUGCUUCCAUGAAUGCCUCUGACCUGUUUUCAGAAUCGGAAAAUACUUAGGUGCUUUUCCUCCAAACCUUGUAGAUUUUAAUCAGUAGAGGAUUUUUUUUUGUUUCAUUAUGAGGUUUUAUAUGUUACAGUUGUGAUAUUUUUACUAUUUCUUGUUGGAUUUCAACCUACUGUUUUUAGAACAAAUAAAAAUGAUAAUUAAUA
Molecule: messenger RNA, 4908 nt
Organism: Cuculus canorus (common cuckoo)
Lineage: Eukaryota; Metazoa; Chordata; Aves; Cuculiformes; Cuculidae
Gene: PTPRC
Product: protein tyrosine phosphatase receptor type C
Exons: 33
Coding region: 165-3908 (1247 amino acids)
Biological process (GO): protein dephosphorylation; negative regulation of protein kinase activity; positive regulation of peptidyl-tyrosine phosphorylation
Molecular function (GO): protein tyrosine phosphatase activity; protein binding
Source: RefSeq, a predicted model, not a curated record